Frieseomelitta varia is the source of this 825-nucleotide messenger RNA. RefSeq names its product NADH dehydrogenase [ubiquinone] 1 alpha subcomplex assembly factor 4. NCBI's taxonomy places the organism in Eukaryota, Metazoa, Arthropoda, Insecta, Hymenoptera, Apidae. Gene Ontology annotation, biological process: mitochondrial respiratory chain complex I assembly. The record is from RefSeq and is a predicted model, not a curated record. Gene Ontology annotation, cellular component: mitochondrion. Bases 208 to 810 code for a protein of 200 amino acids. The transcript is spliced from 5 exons.
UCAUACAAUUACGUAGUAAUAUUUUCAAUAGCACUAAUAGCUUUUAAUAAUGUUUUCAUAAUUUGAAAUAAAAACUUUGUUAUGUAACUUGAUAUUUAGGAGAUUUAUUUUAAAUAGGAUAAUAUUAUUGCAUAAAGAUCAAGGUAUUGAAUUGGCAACAAUAUUAACCAAAAAAUUGACAUGAACACGUGAUGAUUUCUUAAAAAAAUGGGAAAGGUGUAUUCUUAUAUGACACGGCCAAUUCGUUCAUUUAACAUUGAAAAUCGUACAGCACGUAUUCUUGAAAGGAAGAAACCAGUUCCUGCUCCUCAAUAUCCAUCCGUAGAAAAACAAAAAGAGCUAGUGGAUAAAUUAAAACCUGAUUUUAAAGAGACUAUGUUAAAAAAGGAUCCUGAAUUACAUGAUCGUUUAAAGAAUGUUUUUGUUCAGUCUAAAGACCCAGAGAUUACACCAACAUCACAUAGACCAUUACCACAGGAUAGGAGUCAUUAUUCCUUAGAUGAAAUUUCUAAAUCAAUUGUACCUAUUAGGGGUAAAUGUACUGUAAAUCAAAUAGUAGAAUUUAUAACUAAGCAUCAAGAAAAUAAAACGGAAUAUUCUAUAGAAAGAAUAUCUCAAGACUACAAAAUAGAUAAAAAAACAGUAGAUGGGAAAUGCUCCCUGAUUUCUGGUGCCGCGGGCGUCCAAGCGUCCCGAAGCACCGGCUAUCAUGUCGAGAAGAAGGUGAAACCGUUCCACCAUCAUGAGCAUCGUACAGAACGCGUUAGAUAUCAUUCUAUUUAUUUGCCAAUAGUACAAUCUCUACCUUAACGAUAUGCAAUAAUG